Molecule: messenger RNA, 977 nt
Organism: Brassica oleracea var. oleracea
Lineage: Eukaryota; Viridiplantae; Streptophyta; Magnoliopsida; Brassicales; Brassicaceae
Product: zinc finger CCCH domain-containing protein 28-like
Exons: 2
Coding region: 155-967 (270 amino acids)
Molecular function (GO): mRNA binding; metal ion binding
Source: RefSeq, a predicted model, not a curated record
AUUAAGAUUUUGAUUGGUUCAUAUUUGUCUACUACUACUUCCCUCUUCAUUUACCCACACUCUCUCUCUCAUUCUCUUCCUCUGCCUUUUAAAGUUAAAAAUCUGUACUUUGAGAGCUCCUCUGUUACUAGUUUAGGGUUUCUCGGUCGACGUGAUGAGUCAUCGCAGGGAUUCCACCACCGAUGCAGUCCACGUCAUACCCACCAACGACCCUCCUCCGGAGAAUCCGUUUCCCAGUCCCGUAUGGGCCGCCACUGAGGAUGAUUACAGCCGUGUCUCUGCGGCCAACAACGACGACACAGAGUCUCCGUGGAAGAAAGCACGCGGGUCUCCCUCUUCCUCCUCCUCCUCCGAGAUCGGGAAAGCCUUCUUCAAGACCAAGCUCUGCUGCAACUUCCGCGCAGGAAGCUGUCCGUACGUCGCGAGCACUUGCCAUUUCGCUCACAGCGCGGAGGAGCUCCGCCGUCCGACGGCGGGGGAGAGUGUGAGACCGUACAAGGGAAGGCAUUGCAAGAAGUUUAACAGCGGAGAAGGGUGUCCUUACGGAGAGAGCUGUACGUUUCUACACGACGAGGCUUCGAGAAACAGAGAGGGCUUUGCCGUUAGUUUAGGUCAUCGUGGUGGAGGCAAUGUUGUUGCUGCUGCUUCUCCGAAUUGGAAGACAAGGAUGUGCAACAAGUGGGAGAUGAGUGGGUAUUGUCCUUUCGGUACUAACUGCCGUUUUGCUCAUGGAGCUUCAGAGUUGCAUAGAUUUGGUGGGGGACUUGUGGAAGAAGAAGAAGGUAAGAUCGGAACAUCUUCCACUCUUGACACAAAGAAGACAGGACAAGCUAGUCUUGCUUCUCCUGGAGUCAGAACAUCUAAUGCCGUUACUCAGAAACCCAACGGAGUCAGAGUUGUAAGGAAAUGGAAAGGACCGGAUAAAAUCAGCCGGGUUUAUGGUGAUUGGAUCGACGAUAUUGAAUAAAGUCUCUGCC